AGACCAGACGUUUGUUUCUCAACAGUUACCAUUUGUGACCGCUCAACUUGAUCCGUGAACUAUAGGUUUUAUAAUCACCGGCGAUUACCAAUGGCCUGAUCCUAAUAAUGCCUCGACGUAAACAGCAGAGUCCAAAACGUUUGAAAACCUGUUUGGAAACAGGGCAGGAGAUGGACGUAGAUGACGAUAAACUGGACGACGACGAUGUUUGUAAUGUUUCCAUGGAUGCAGAAGAUGCAGACGAUGAAGGUGAUGGAGAAAAGUAUGGCAUUAGAAAAUAUAUUAAAAGGAAGAAGAAUUAUGAAAGAGGAAAUGGCGGAAGACAGGAAUCUUAUCGGGAUGAGAGAGACACUUUAAGUGAUUAUAGUGAUGAGGAAGAUAGGCCACUUAAUCUUAGUGGAUUGAUGGGAUUAAAAGCAACAGUGGAACCCCAUCAUAUCGUCCACUAUCUACCGAGUACUCCGCCAAAUGGAGUUCAGGAGAGAGACUCUGAUGAAGCGAACGCGCAGGCUGCAGCUGUUGCAGCAUCAAUUGCGCUGAAAUCAGGUGAACAGACUAAUUUAUCGGCCGCCCAUGCCACGUGGGUGCAGUCAGUACAGGAAAUGAUGUCAGCUGAGAACAUGGGAGAAGAAACUAUUUCCCACUGUUUGGAAUGUAACAGCAGGUUUGUGAGUAACGAUGAACUCCUGGUACACCUGCAAGAGACUGGUCAUAUUACGGGGCGGCCACUUGAUCCAUCAGUUAAUGACGUCAGUACAUGUAAAGGAUACGAUUUAUGUAUCGGCCCUAAUGGUCAAUUGUUUAGUAAAUGUUUUUUGCGUAGACAGCAAAAACGAUCAACUGAGACUGGGACGAAUGUGUGUAACUUGCGCUGUAAGCAGUGCUCAAAAACUUUUCCUACUUUGCUUGCCCUCACCCUACAUAUGAAAGAAUUAAAGCAUUUUAAUCCAAACCGGGGAAACCGUAGAAAAAAGCCGAAAACGCAUCAUUUGGAUUAUGAGGAGGAGAUUCAGGUGGACAAAGUCAUGAAAUGUAUGGUGUGUAACCGUUCCUUUGAUAACCUGCAGGACCUGACAAUGCACAUGAUGGAAACGGAGCACUUCAGUCGUGUUCCCGGCUACAAGACUGAAACACUGUUACAGCAGCAGCAAGAACAACUACAACAAGAGCAAGAGGCUGAGGAGCUCAUUCCUGAGGAAAAGGAGGAAAACCCACUGGUUGAGUCAGAGAAGAAAAUGCGAGUCAUUGUAUCUGAUCCUCCAGUGAUCGCGGCGGCCAGGGCGAUAAGAAAGGUAGCGUCUGAAGCAAAGACUCAUUCAAGUACAGUAAACAUGUCUCCCAUCACUACCCAUAGGACUGUGUUAGAUGGUUUGUCUACACCCAUGCCCCCCAAUCAUUCCAACCACAGAGGUAUGACAGUUCGUGCACGUCUUCAAAAUAAGACUAAUAAUUCUCGGGUGCUAAGAUGCCUUGCAUGUGACCAUUCCUUUGAUAAUAUCCACUCACUGACGAAACACAUGACAAUAACGGGACAUUAUCAAAAGACGAGUGAUGAUGGCUUGCUCUCACAGUCUACCAUGCCCUUGGAAGCAAAUGGCAACAUGGUGAAGUGGGAACUUGUUUCAACGGUACCGACAAGUAACGGUAUUUAUACACAUGUGAAAUCAAAGGUUAUUUCGCAUUCUAUCAAACGUGAAGCCGAAACACCUGAUCACUCAGAGGGGAGAAGUGAAUCCCCUCAGCUAAAGCAGAGACUAAGAAACACACCACCAUUGACGGACGAAAUCGCAGCAAAGAAUCCUACUUCUACUCAUAAUGUCCCAGAACCUGACAUUCGGAUUCCCACAAAUAGGAGUAGGGAAGUUAAAUACCUUAAUCCUGAUCAUUUUGAAUUCCAAAUGCGGAACAAUUUGAAUCCUCUAGGAAACUUGGAAGCACUGGUUCACGGAGCUACUAUGGGGAGGUUUUCUAUGAGAACUGCCAAUAACAUUCCAAUGUCAAUGAAACUCCCAGAGAGGGCACAUACAGUACACUGGACACAUUUGCCAAUGAAUUUAAAUAACCCCUCGUAUGAUUGCCCGGUUCCCCUCAAGAGUUCACAUGCCUCUGGUCAGUGUAACCGCAGCAACAAUUGCAACGACCGAAAUUGCAAUUUUUUUGCCACUAUGGCAAGUGAAGAUAAACCGCUGGAUUUCUCCAUGCCAAAACAGCCCAGGAACAACAAAAAUGAAAGCAACAGUAGGGAUAAUAAUAAUAGGACUUACAACGCAGCACCACUUGUUACCAUUAAAGCAGAACCCAGGGACACAAUGGAGGUACAGGCUGAACCGCUAGCAUUAACGGUGAAAAAGAAAAAAACUGAUACAGAAAAUAAGGCCAAAGUUGAGUCACGGUAUGAAGGCCUUGCUAGUAAAAUUAAAACUGAGCAAACAAGUAGUGAGUCGGUUAGGCGAUCUCCGAGAGUUCACAGCAUAUCAAAUAAAAAAGUCAAGCAAGAGUACAUGAUUACCCCACUGGAAGCCUCCUCUGAGGGGAGAGUCAGAGAUAGAAAUAAAACUAAAAACUGUUCUCCCGAAAGGUUGACAAAAUCAAAACACAGCGUGACCUCCUGUGAUGCAGUAGAUGCACCGAGGACAGUGUAUCCACAGGUCAAUCAAAACGGUUACCUAGCAACAACCAAGGGUGGGGUGUUGCCCAUGGGAACAGGUGCAUAUGAAGGACAGAAUGAUGACCCUUUGAAGGCCAUGAAUAAACUGGUGCAAAACGCUGUAGUUGGGAGGCAGUCUCCAGGAAGUAGGCAGUCCAGUAGGAUAGACAAUACAGGGACACCUGAUGGAGAGACAGAGUGUGGACUGAAAAUUGCUUUGUUUGGCCCGAUUAUGGGCAAUGACGAUGUGGCCUCAAAUCCGCUUGAAGAAAUUGAUAAACUUGUCAAUGCCGCGAUUUGA
Molecule: messenger RNA, 2948 nt
Organism: Saccoglossus kowalevskii
Lineage: Eukaryota; Metazoa; Hemichordata; Enteropneusta; Harrimaniidae
Biological process (GO): regulation of transcription by RNA polymerase II
Cellular component (GO): nucleus
Molecular function (GO): DNA-binding transcription factor activity, RNA polymerase II-specific; DNA binding
Source: RefSeq, a predicted model, not a curated record